AAGGAGAGGAAGAAAGCCGGGGAGGAGAGAGAGCAAACAAGCCAGAGGGAGAGAGAGAGAGAGAGAGGGAAAAGGAAGAGGAAGGUGGCUCUGGGGCCUCAAUAGCUGAUGGGAGAAUCGAGCGGCUCGGUGUCCAUUGACGUGGAGAGAAUCUCGUUUGGAGGGAAGGAACACCUUAUACAAACAAGAUGUGGGUCUGUUUCAGUGUCCGUGUUUGGUGAUCAGGAAAAACCUGCUCUUGUAACUUAUCCUGAUGUGGCUUUAAACUAUAUGUCAUGCUUUCAAGGAUUGUUUUUUACUCCAGAGGCUGCUUCUUUGUUACUUCAUAAUUUUUGUAUAUAUCAUAUCACCCCUCCUGGACAUGAGUUUGGAGCUGCUCCUAUUUCUAUGCACCUCCCAGUGCCUUCUGUUGAUGAGUUGGCAGAUCAAGUUGCGGAUGUUCUUGAUUUCUUUGGGUUAGCAGCUGUGAUGUGCAUGGGUGUCACUGCUGGUGCUUACAUCCUUACCCUUUUUGCUUCAAGAUAUCAACACCGAGUUAUCGGUCUGAUGCUUAUAUCGCCAUUAUGUAAAGCUCCCUCCUGGACCGAAUGGUUCUACAAUAAGGUGAUGUCGAAUUUGUUGUACUUCUAUGGGAUGUCCGGGCUGAUUAAAGAUUUUCUGCUUCAGAGAUAUUUCAGUAAGGAAGUUCGAGGAAAUACACAAGAGCCUGAAUCAGAUAUAGUCCAGGCCUGCAGAAGCCUUCUAGAUGAAAGACAAAGCUUGAACGUCUGGCGAUUUCUUCAAUCAAUGAAUGGGAGACGUGACUUGACUGAAGAGUUGAAGAAGCUUCACUGCAGGACAUUGAUAUUUGUCGGUGACAGCUCUCCCUUCCACUCUGAUGCUCUCCACUUGACCUCCAAGCUUGACAGGAGAUACAGUGCCCUUGUUGAGGUCCAAGUGUGUGGGUCACUGGUGACAGAGGAGCAGCCGCACGCCAUGUUGAUUCCCAUGGAGUAUUUCCUCAUGGGAUAUGGGCUUUACCGGCCAUGCCAGCUGAGCUUAAGCCCUCGGAGCCCUCUAAGCCCCUCCUGCAUUUCGCCGGACCUCUACUCGCCGGAGAGCAUGGGCGUGAAGCUGAAGCCGAUCAAGACCAGAAUUGCCUUGAAAGCUUGAUGUGACUGGUAGGUGGCCUGUAUCAUUACAUGCUUUGUCUGUAUCUGAUGAAUCUAGUUGUUGGGUGGGGGUGUAGAUAGAUGAAUACAAAUAGUGUUAAGGGGGCAGUUCUUUCGUUUUGUUUUAUUUUUCCAUUCAAUUGUCGCCCUCAUAGUUCUUUUUCAUUAUAAAGAAAGGUUAAUGUUCCUUUUUUAUUUUAUUUUUAUCAUAUAUGUGACUACAUAAUCAUUAUUGAUAAAAAGACUGUGCUGCCGCCGGCAUUCAAUCAUUAUAUGCUGUAGCUGGAUUAUUUAUUGCCUUUAUUAUUAUUUUUGUA
Molecule: messenger RNA, 1468 nt
Organism: Dendrobium catenatum
Lineage: Eukaryota; Viridiplantae; Streptophyta; Magnoliopsida; Asparagales; Orchidaceae
Product: protein NDL1-like
Exons: 11
Coding region: 109-1152 (347 amino acids)
Source: RefSeq, a predicted model, not a curated record